Messenger RNA from Perognathus longimembris pacificus (Pacific pocket mouse), 12218 nucleotides. RefSeq names its product prune homolog 2 with BCH domain (gene Prune2). The coding region runs from base 1 to 9141 and encodes 3046 amino acids. The record is from RefSeq and is a predicted model, not a curated record. Gene Ontology annotation, cellular component: cytoplasm. The transcript is spliced from 19 exons. Gene Ontology annotation, molecular function: pyrophosphatase activity. Gene Ontology annotation, biological process: apoptotic process. NCBI's taxonomy places the organism in Eukaryota, Metazoa, Chordata, Mammalia, Rodentia, Heteromyidae.
AUGACGGAUCGAAGCAAACGCUUGGAGAAAGUCCAUGUGGUUAUCGGACCAAAAUCAUGUGACUUGGACUCUCUCAUUUCUGCAUUUACAUAUGCUUACUUUCUAGACAAGGUCAGUCCCCCUGGCAUUCUAUGUUUGCCAGUGCUGAACAUCCCAAGAACUGACUUCAACUACUUCACUGAAACCAGGUUUAUUUUAGAAGAGCUGAGUAUCUCUGAAUCAUUCCACAUCUUCCGAGAUGAAAUUAAUCUGCAUCAGCUAAAUGAUGAAGGGAAAUUGUCUAUGACACUUGUUGGAGGCAAUGUGCUUGCAAGUGAAGACAAAACUUUGGAAUCAGCAGUUGUCAAAGUCAUCAACCCCGUGGAGCAGAAGGAUGGGGAGGUGGAGCUGCAAGAGCCUUCCUCUUCCCUCGUGCUGAAAGAACUGCUCCGGGAGGCUCCGGAGCUCAUCACUGAGCAGCUGGCUCAUCUCCUCAGAGGCAGCAUCCUUUUCAAGUGGAUGACCAUGGAUCCCGAUCAGGUCUCGGAGAAGCAGGAAGAGAUUCUUUCCAUCUUGGAAGAACAGUUCCCCAACUUGCCACCACGAGAGGACAUCAUCAGUGUCCUGCAGGAGACCCAGUUCAGUGCUCAAGGUUUAAAUAUUGAACAAAUACUGUUGAAAGAUCUAAAGGAACUGACAGAUGGAGAAAUCAAGGUGGCCAUUAGUACUGUGAGCAUGACCCUGGAGAGCUGUCUGUUACACAGCAAUGUUGCCAGUGAUUUGAAAGCAUUCACAGACAAGUUCGGUUUUGAUGUGCUGAUCUUGUUCGCCAGCUACUUGUCAGAGGAGCAGCAGCCACGACGGCAGAUUGCGGUGUAUUCUCAAAACCUGGAGCUAUGCAGUCAGAUUUGCUGUGAGCUGGAAGAGUGUCAGAAUCCUUGCCUGGAAUUGGAACCCUUUGAAUGCGGCUGUGAUGAGAUCCUAGUGUACCAGCAGGAGGACCCUUCUGUGACUUGCGAUCAGGUGGUUCUCCUCAUCAAGGAAGUCAUCAAUAGGAGAUGUCUGGAGAUGGUCUCCAAUAGCCGGACUUCCUCCACAGAAGCAGUGGCAGGAAGUGCCCCCCUCUCCCAGGGCUCUUCUGGGAUUAUGGAAUUGUAUGGUUCAGACAUAGAGCCACAACCCAGCUCAGUGAAUUUCAUAGAAAACCCUCCAGAUCUCAGUGAUUCCAACCAAGCUCAAGUGGAUGUCAAUGUCGACCUUGUAAGCCCAGAUAGCGGUCUGGCAACCAUUAGGAGCAGCCGUUCAUCCAAAGAAAGUUCUGUGUUCCUCAGUGAUGAUAGCCCAGUGGGAGAAGGUGUUGGUCACCACAGUCUACUCCCAGGUUUCGACUCUUACAGCCCCAUCCCUGAAGGAGCCGUUGUGGAAGAGCAUGCACGGUCUGGAGAACACAAUGAACACUUUGACCUCUUCCACUUUGACCCAGCACCCAUGGCUUCUGAGCAAUCUCAACCAUCAUCACAUUCUGCAGACUAUUCCCCAGAAGAAGACUUCCCCAACAGUGAUUCCUCAGAAGAACAGCUCCCUGCUGGGCCUAAAGAACUCGAUGAGAUGGGGAUCCACGUAUCCAAUUAUUCCUCUGGUUUCCUUUUGCCAGAGUCGGGUAAAGAUGGCCUGGUUGAAUUUGAUGAGGAGUUUGUUCAGAGACAAGAAAGCCUUGGGGAUAACUCUGAAAGAGAUUUGAGCAUUACAGGUUUUAUGGAAGAUGAAUCACCUUCCUCAGACAGGUUGAAAAACAUGGGAAGGAGGAUCCCACCAACUCCUAUGAAUAGCUUUGUGGAAAACUCACCAUCCACAGAAGAGCCCACCUCCCUCUAUACAGAAGAUGUAACUCAAAAAACCAUGGACGCAGGACACCUGAUGCCACCGCAGACCCGUACCCGCUGUAGCAGCUGGUGGGGUGGUUUGGACAUUGACUCUAAAAAUGUUGCAGAUGCCUGGAGUUCCAGUGAACAAGAAUCUGUCUUCCAGAGUCCUGAAUCAUGGAAAGACCAUAAGCCUACUCCAGUUGAUCGGAGAGCCUCCGAUACUGUAUUUCAACCACAGAAUCUUGAAUUCCCAGGGUCAGAUCCCUGGGAAUCUGAAUUUGCUCAGCAUGAACCAGGGAGCAAGGAUACUCAAGACCAGGAGGAAGAAACUGGACCACUGGAGAACCUGAGCACUGAGAAGUCACAUUUGCCACAGGCUUCUCCUGAGGGAACAAACCACCUGAUUGAAGACUUCGCUGCCCUGUGGCAUUCUGGUCGGUCCCCCACAGCCAUGCCUGAGCCUUGGGGAAAUCCAAUCGAUGCUACUGGCCCCACAGCUGCCAUGUCAUUCCCUGCCUGGAGUGCAUUUGAUAAAGAAGCCGAUCCUGAGUCUUUAAAAAAUACCUGGAAUAUUCACCCAACCACUGUGGAGACACCUUCGGUGAGGGAUCCCAGUGAGUGGGCAAUGGCCAAAAGUGGAUUUUCUUUUUCUUCAGAGGAUCUACUCCACACUCCACCAAGUGAGGCAAAUAAUGUCACAGCUCCCAAAGUAUGGGGCAGGAAAAACAAUGACUCCAGGGAUAAUGUCUGUGUGUCUGGAAAUUCCACUUCUAACCUGGAACAAACGUGGAAUAAUUUGAAGCCUCUAAGGGAAGAUCAGAAUGGCAUGGUGGAUUCUCUAGCUAGGGAAAAGGUAUAUAAGACAGUAGAUUCCUGGAACCUUUUUGAGGAGAGUGGUAAGAAAGGCAGUUCAGAUACUCUGGCUCCUUGGGAAGAUUCCUUCUUCUCCUAUAAAUGCUCUGAUUACAGUGCCUCCAAUGUAGGAGAGGAUUCUGUGCCAUCCCCUUUGGACACCAACUAUUCCACUUCUGACUCUUACACAUCACCAACAUUUGCUGGGGAUGACAAAGAAACUGAAAACAAGCCAUGUGCUAAGGAGGAAGCAUAUGAGUCAGAAGAUGUCCACUGUCCCACCGAGGAGGCUCAAGUCCCUGCAAUGUCCCCACAGCAGGCACCAAGAAAUCGAAUCAGUUCUGGUCCUGGGAACCUGGAUAUGUGGGCUUUGCCUCAGGUAGAUGACAGCUGCCAGGGAAAUGCCAUUGGUGACUCAGAUAAAGAUUCAUUCAAGACGGAGGAGCACACAGACACUAAAACUGUCUUCCUGGAGGAAGAUGAGGAAAGCAGCCCAUCCAGUUACGAUAACCCCAGCAUGAUGCAGCUGUACAAUGAAGCCAACCGCCAGCUCUCACUUCUGAACAGCAGCACCAACUCCAGGCAGGCAGCCCCUGACAGCCUCGACACAUGGAAUAGAGUCAUUCUGGAGGACACACAGUCGACGGCUACCAUUUCAGACAUGGACAAUGAGUUGGACUGGGAUGACUGUAGUGGGGGAGUGGCAAUUUCCAAUGAUGGUCAAACAGAGAGCUAUAUGGGGGAAAGUACAGAACCAGAGACCCGGUUUUCAGUGAAACAGCUAGAACCCUGGGGCACAGAAUACCAGGAAGCAAACCAGGUAGACUGGGACCUUCCUACCUCUGGGGAGCACCCCAGGGACCCUGCAUCCAAUGAAUGUUACCCACUGAGUGAGAAGAGUGGGCAGUUCAUUGCCAACAAUAUAUGGGAUUCUGUCAUGAGCAAUAAAGACAUGUCAUCACUCAGAUCACCAGACCCAGCAGGUGUUAUGGAUUCAGCACAAAGCAAUGUUCCUCCUGAAAGUCCCAAUCAUUCCUCAGAUGGGAAAGACAGUCAUAUCCCAAAUUUGGGAGAUGCCUCUGGGAUCAGCGAGUCACCUCCACUUACACCUCCUCCAUCUGACAACCAAAACACGUGGACAGGGACUGUCCAAGCUGAUGCCACGUCCUUGACAACCAGGCUUGAGAAUCCAGGACAUUUUUCACAUGCAGAUCCCUGGGUAGUUCAUAGCUAUGGACAAAGUGAGGGAGAGGAUGAAGCCCUGGGACCCUCUAGCCCAGAGCCCCUGGAUAAAGAGGAAGUAAUAGGCUCAAGGCUGAAGAGUGACUUGGAGGUUUCUGGAAAAGGGUCUGGUGAUCAGACACUCUUUUCUCCAGUUAACUCUGAACCUCAAGAAACCUGCACCGAAUCAGGCAAAAUCAGGUCUCUUUCAGUUAAUUGUAGUCCUCAGGCUGAGGAAGCAGAGGAAGAUUUGUGCUAUGAGAAAGUGUCUUAUGAUAGCUUCUGUUGCGAUACCCAAAUAGAGAUGUCUACUGGAAAAUUUCAGACAAAUGAGGCCUAUAAAGAGCCCCUCAUGAAUCACAGAAAUUCACUUGAAACUACUGAAGCUUCUGGUGAUAGGGAAAUAACAAAAAAUGCAUCUUUAUCUGAACAUGAUGUGAAGGAAACUGAGGAAUGUAAUAUUCUAGAAACAGAAAGCGUGAACAAGGAAUAUCCUCAUGAGUGUCCUCAAAGCCUUGAUGUUUGUGACAGCCCUGUGGAUGGUGAACUAAGGGACAAUCACAUAGAUUCUGAGAUUAUGAAGAAUCUUGAUGGUGACAGUAUCGCAAGAAGCCUGCCACGAGCCAGUUUGACUGGAAAUCGGGACAGAGACAGCGUUUCUAGUGAGCGUACUCACUCAAGUACAUCGAGUCCUGACCUAAAUGAUUCUUUAGCUGCUCUGUCUUCCUGGGGUCAGGGACUUAAUACUGAGCAUCAGGUAGAGAAUCAAGAUAGUAGUGAACAAAUCUGCCCAGACUCUGAACUCAGUAUCAUUGAGGGUCAAGAAAAAGACAUUUCUGAAAUGAUAGACUUAGAGGAAAACAGAAUGGAUAACUCUGAAAGUAACUUUGGUCACAUGGUUUCCAAAUUUACAGAGAUUUGGACUGAAUCAGUAGAUGGUGAUUCCUUAUCCUCUUUAUCCAGCCCAGAAACAGGAAAAUAUUCUGAAUAUUCAAGUGUGUAUCAGGAAAGAAAUCCCAUCAUGAGUCAUCAGGAGAGAGAUGAAUGUGACAUUGCACAGCCAGAAGAUGCCAGAGUCACGUCCGCAAGCUCAGAUUCUAAGGAUGAUAGUGUAGGCCAUGAAGAGCCAGUAGAGAAGGACAUCCAUUUGACUGAUACUCAAGUCACUCAGAGUGCAUCCAGAACUUGGGAUUCAAUGAAUGAAUCUAAGUUUUUAGCAGCAGAGGCUCCCAAGUCUGAGGAGUUUUCUGAUUACAUAAGCAGUUCAGAACCAAUAGAGAAGGAGAACACAAACCCAUUCUGUAACAAUCAACAGAGCAGCCCUGUUCAGUGGAAUGAGUCGCCACACUCUGAGCCUGAUGUACAGAUCACUGCAGCAAAGAAGGAGACGGGCUCUUCCCCAUCUACAGUAAAGACAGGAGAUGAUGUGUGGCAAAUACCUCCCAGAAGUGAGCCAAACAACGCAGUUGAUUCUAAACUGGAAAUGCUUGGCUUCUCAGCUGAGAAUCAGGAGUGGUGGAAUGCCCCUCCACCGGAAGGCAGAACCAUUGAGAGUGCAUUGGAAGGGAACCCAUCUGACUCCAGCUGUGGGGUAGAGAUGAAUUCUUCAAUCUACCAAGAUGUGGGUCCUUGGGGAGAACCCAUUAGAAGUGAUACUGAAUCCAUGGAAACAUACAAUACCAAUCCUUUCAGUGAUAAAUUUCAGUCACCCUUCCUGGCUAGUCCUGGAGACAAUUCCCAUGAAGAACUCUGGAACAUUCAACCAAAGCAGCCUGACCCAGAUGCUAAUCAAUUUAGUCAGCUUGUAAUAUUGGAUCAAGUUAAAGAAAAGGAUUUCAGAGAGCAAACCUUCAUGUCAUCUGCUGGGGAUGAGCUCCCUUCUGAAACCCACACCCAAGAACCAUGUCAGAAUACCAUGUUAUCUGUCUGGGAACAGAAAGACCCAGCAUUUACUCAUAUGGAUGAAAAUGAACGUGUGGUAUCUAAUGUUUCAACUAGUGAGUGCCAAGGAGCAAAUUGGUGGGAACAAGGAAAGUAUCUCAGUGAAAUGACACCCUCGAAUAUUGCCACAGAAAAUCAUUCUGAUGUUAGAUUCCCCUCAGAGUUGAUGAGAAAACCAGGCUCUGAAUGGAAUAGCCCUGUUCAUACUGAGGGUCCCCAAGGUACAUUUGCCCCAGAUAUUUUACAUGGUAACUUCCACCAGGGUAGGCGGCUGGCCUCAGCUUCACCUGACUUGUGGGUGGAUGUCAAGCAGCCCUUCACUGUCAAAGCUGAUGGGGAGAAUCCUGAUAUACUCACUCACUGCGACCAGGAUGGCAGUUCUCAGGCUUCCAACAGCCCUGACAUAUGUCACAAUUCUGAAGUAAAGCAAGAGGCAGAACUGCACAUCAGUGUCCACAUGGGACCUGAGGUAGAAUCCAGUGAGUUUUGUUGCACAGAGCAAAAGAGAAAUGAAGAGCCCAAGCCAGAAUCUGGGCAGGAAUCCUUCCCAAACAAUUCAGAAUGCUAUUGUGAAAAGGCAAUCCCUCUGCCUCUGAUCAGUAACCAAGCACACGUAAGUGACUCAUUGCAGCCAGCCUUUAGUGCAGGUUCUCUAGAGCCUUCUGAAAUGAGUAAGGAAGACAAUGCAGGUUUGAAAAUAUCAGGAGAAGAAGCCAUGCCAGACACAGCACCAAUUUUGGAACUUGUUGACAGAACAAUCCCAAGGAUUGAAAAUGUGGGAACUGACAUUUUUGUGACUGAUCAGGUUCCAACUGAGGAAGGCCACAGCUCUUGGGCAGCAGAGGACUUUUCUCCUGAAAGUCAGACAGAUGCAAGAGCCUCAUUUGCUGGGGAGGAGCCUUUGGCUCCUGAGAGUCCUGUUGCAGUUGCUGACACCUUGCUGGCCUCAAACAUCUGCCUGGAUGUGAGCGAGGCUGCCUAUGACCACAGUUUCAGUGAUGCCUCAGGUCUCAACACUUCUACGGGAACAAUAGAUGACAUGAGUAAGUUGACAUUAUCAGAAGGCCACCUGGAAACACCAGUGGAUGGGGAUGCAGGAAAGCAGGAUAUCUGCUCUUCUGAAGCCUCAUGGGGUGAUUUUGAGUAUGACAUCAUGGGCCAGACUAUCGAUGAGGACUUAAUGAAAGAACCUGAACACUUCCACUAUGGCGGCGACCCUCUCUUGGAGGAAGAUGGUCUGAAGCAAUCGCUGGCUCCUUAUACACCUCCCUUUGACUUAUCCUACCUCACAGAACCUCGCCACAGGCCUGAGACAAUGGAGGAAGCUGGAUCUCCAGAGAAUGUGUCUCUGGGGAGUGAGGCAGCUGAGAUGUUGCUUUCUGCCCUUCCCGAUCAGAAUGAGGGAAGACACACUGAGGUCAAAAGCAGGCAGGCUGAACACCAGCGCGUUGUGCUGCAUAUUCAUGAAGAUCCUGCCUUCAUUUCUUUGCCUGUAGCAAGAACAGGUUCCAACACAGAGUCAUCCCCAUCAAAUAUUGACUGGGAUAUUGAAACAGAUAAUUCUGAUUCACCAGCAGGUGGAGACAUGGGACCACCAAAUGCUGUCAGCAAUGAAGUAUUAGAGUCCAAAGAAAUGACAAUUCCCACCACAGAGCCUGAGGAGAUAACAUCAGAAUACAAAGAACGAUGCACAGAAAAGAAUGAAGAGCAUCUGUCACCCCACGUGGAUUAUAUUCUUGUAAGCCAUGACCAACACUCACUCCUGGAAGCAGAGGACUAUGAGGCACAUGAAAACACAUCCAAACUAGAAAACUUGCACAUAGGUUCUGAAGAAACGGGGCUGGCAGGAUCACAAUUAGCAAGCAUCGCAGACACGUGUCAGCCAGCCUCCUUUACACUAGAGUCCAUGUCUUCUAAAGAGAAUGAGAGGUCAUCUCUCAAGAGCCCUGCACAAGACCAGAGUUGGAUGGUCUUGGGCCAUAGUGAGGUUGGUGACUCAGAGCCUGCACUGUCUGGCAAGACUAUAGAGCAGAUUUUUGAUCCUAGUUUGGGCAAGAGCCUCCACAUGCAGACUCUGGGAGAAAUGAAGCCUCUAGAGUCUUUAGCACUAGAGGAAGUCAGCAACCAGGGCAGCCAACCAGGGAAGAGCAAGAGCCUGGGUCAGGCCAGCCCAGAUGAAGUUCUAUUGCAGGUGGUCAGCCAUGACAAUGAAUGGGAAAUGCUUUCACCACAGCCUUCUCAGAAAAACAAGAUCCCUGAACUGGAAGUGGAGGAGACAGAGUUCUUUGAACCAGUAACUGGGCAACCGAGAACAGAUGGACCCCUGUCAGAUGAUGUAGGAAUGGACCUCUCCUUUGAGGAGGGAGCGCUGAGUCCCAGCUCUGCAGACAUGAGGCCCGAACCACCUAAUUCUCUGGAUCUCAAUGGCACACAUCCUCGGAGAAUCAAACUCACAGCGCCAAAUAUCAAUCUCUCUCUGGACCAAAGUGAAGGUUCUAUUCUCUCUGAUGAUAACCUGGACAGUCCAGAUGAAAUCGACAUCAAUGUUGAUGAACUUGACACCCCUGACGAAGCAGAUUCUUUUGACUACACUGGUCAUGAAGAUCCCAUGGCCAACAAAGACUCUGGCCAAGAGUCAGAGUCUAUUCCAGAAUAUACAGCUGAAGAGGAGCGGGAAGACAACCGGCUAUGGAGGACGGUGGUGAUUGGAGAGCAAGAACAGCGAAUUGACAUGAAGGUUAUUGAGCCCUACAGGAGAGUCAUUUCUCAUGGAGGAGACUCAGGAUACUAUGGGGACGGUCUAAAUGCCAUCAUUGUGUUUGCCGCCUGUUUUCUGCCAGACAGCAGUCGGGCAGAUUACCACUAUGUCAUGGAAAAUCUUUUCCUAUAUGUGAUAAGCACUUUAGAGUUGAUGGUAGCUGAAGACUAUAUGAUCGUGUACUUGAAUGGUGCCACCCCAAGACGGAAGAUGCCAGGGCUGGGCUGGAUGAAGAAGUGCUACCAGAUGAUUGACAGGCGGUUGCGCAAGAAUUUGAAAUCAUUCAUCAUUGUUCAUCCUUCCUGGUUUAUCAGAACAAUCCUAGCUGUGACACGACCUUUUAUAAGUUCAAAAUUCAGUAGUAAAAUCAAAUACGUCAGUAGCUUGUCGGAACUCAGCGGGCUGAUCCCUAUGGAUUGCAUUCACAUUCCUGAAAGCAUCGUCAAAGCUAGCUGCCUUUACAAUGAUCCAGAAAUGUCUUCGAUGGAGAAGGACAUUGACCUGAAGCUGAAAGAAAAGCCCUAGUCAGUUGGAGGCUGGAGGAAGAGGCCGCCUUUCACUUUGGAUUGGCUGACGUCUAUCUACCUGGAAGAGACAAGGCUGCUGUUACUUUUCUCCACCUUGCACUGCCUAAUGCCAUUCUAAAUUUCUUAGGGGAAAAACAGGAAGAGAAAUUGUUUACUCUUGAUGUGUGUUAUGGAGUUGUGUGCAUUUUCCUAUGUUGCCAAUUAUGUGCCUCAAAGAGUUUAGUUGAACCUUAGCAGGAAAAGUAGGACCUUCCUUUUCAAUAUUUUUGUCAUCCCUUGGUGCAGUAACACUUGGUUCCUUAGACGGAUGUUUACGACUAGGAAAAUUGCAAUCUACUGUUAAAUAUAAGUGGAUUUGUUGCUAUAAAUUAGCUGGAUUUCUCCUUGAUAAAUCAGUUUAGAUUUAUACUACACAGGGUUUGUUCUGGAAAGUUGAUCCCUGUGUAGCUCUGCUUUUUAAAAUGUUAAGCCCACUUAAAACAGCUGUAAAUCAGAUGCAUCAUCCAUCAAGGUCCCAUUUUAUUCUUGGCCACUCAGUUAACUUCUCAAAUGGAAGGCCAAGAAUUCCUCACUCACAUCCAUUUUUACUUUAAUUAUCAUGAUUGAAGUCAUUUCUCCAACAAAUGUUGACAAUCUUUAUAUUGCAUAAACUUCAAGAGGAGUGUUGCAUACUUUAGUCAUUGCUUAGGCCACAAACUAAGCUGAAGAAGUUACACUUUGAGUGUCCAAGGUGUACAUCUAAGGUAGCAUACUCAAAAAAAAAUUUAGUAACCUUCAGUCAUCUAAAUGUCCCUACCAUGUGCAUUUAAAAGCGAUCAUGUGAUCACAGAUUUAAAAUGGAAUGUGAGUAGAUGCUAUACGUCCUAAAAGAGUUCCUUUAUAGUUUUCACGUGCUCUUUAAAAUGCCGAAGUGAUUUCAAAUCUGGUAGUGGGGAGGGCUCUAGCAAAAAGCUGGCAAACUAUGCUAAAUGCCAAAGAUAUUUUUCAAAUUUGUGGUGGGGGAAAAAACAGAACUUAAAAAAUAAUUCCCUGACACAAGCAGAUUAUUCCAAUUUUAGUACCUACAAAUAGAACGUUGUUGAAACACAGUCACACCAAUUUGUUUUCUUACUGCCUGCAUCUACUUUCUCCUUACUGUGCAGAGCUGAGUAAACAACAGACCCAACAGUCACAAAGUGAAAACAUUUAUGAUCUCCCCAAGAGGUAGCUGAUCUGUGUUGUACCAAAUACACCUUUUCCACUCUGCCCAUCUUUGUAUUAUAGUCUCUCUAACAAAAUGGACAAAUGAGGCUGCCAACUAAUUUAUUUUUGUCAAAACAAGUAUUUGAAUCUAUUAACAGUGAAAUUAAAUACAUGGCUGGCUAAGAAAGAGAAGUCCUCAGUGUGCCAAGGCAUGGCAGACAUAUUUUGCCAGAUACAGAGUCCAAGCCUUCCUUGUAAGUUCCUCUUGAGCAGUUUCCUGGUGUUGCUAUGAGUCUUGCUUUACUCUGGGACCCAUUUUUAGUCUUCAGUGUAACCUGUUGCAGUAAAGCUGGUAUAUCUAAAAAUAGAAUGAGGAUCACCACCCUAAGCUCAUCAUGAUGACGACUUUAUGGGAAAGAACUGUCUGGAAUACUUUGAGCCCUCAGUCUCUUUGAAGUAGACAUCUUUGUACAAGUGACUUCAUUUGUUUCAUGUCUAUUUCCAACCUACCUGCCACCUCUGCUUAUACAGUGCAAUGGUUCAGCUGUCGUUCCUCCAUAAGCCUCCAUAGUUAUCUCUUACACCCUUUUGAUCCCUUCUAGUUCAGGAGCUCGUGGAAGUUUGUGUUCAUUUGGAUCAUCUUCCUCUCAACAUGGGUUAGUCUGAAAGACCCUAGGGCCAACCCAUUUCUCCCAUAUCUACCUUUGGAAGCCCAAAUGAUGCCUACCCACUAGGCAGAGUUGUCUUAAGUAUGGCUUACUCGACAUUCUGCUUUGUUCACUUCCAUAAUACACAGUGGCAUCCCUUGUUGGAAGGUGAAUCACAUGAUCCUUGUAGCAGUUUUGAACCUAUGAAGUAGCAAGGGGCCUAGUGUUUACCUUAGUGGUGCCAACCUGAAAAAUAAGGGGCUGGUGUAGGGCUCUUGUUACAACAACCAGACAUGGCAACAAUCUCAUCAUUCAUACUCUCUUUAGAACUUGAGCCACCUGUAUUUUAUGGAAGACUAAUCAGGUGAUAUGCUAUUCCACAUAGAAAUUAGAAGCAUCUUACUGAGUUAAUAAUUUUGUUUGGGCUGUUUUGUGGGCUACAAAACUAUUCCAAUAGCAUUAGGCAUUUGCUGUUUUAUUAUCUUUUAAAGGACAAAUUAAUUUUCAUUGCAUGUGCUAGACAAAAGUUACUAUGUAAAUUCCAUCUGAAUAAGUAGAAUCCUAGGCAAAUCCUGAGGAAAUAAUCCCUUGAUGUAAACGUCCACAUUACUCAGCUAUUGAACUCUUGCAUUCUAAGCAUUCUUGCUUUGGUUCAGACUUCUGGGAACUGCUUUGCACUUUUCCUGUAGAUUUUGCAGUUAAGGGAACUAAAGGGUCAUUGGGAGCAAAAGUACUGGUUUUACUCAAAAUGACAUGUGUUCUUCAGGUAGGUCAUGAUUUUGAGAAAGAACAAGAGUCUGUCCGGAAAAUGCUGUUGGGAAUGAGAAUAUUGGAGGGGAAUAGCUGAAAGAAAACCCUGGAGUUCCUGUUGAAGCCAUAUGAUAUUUUAUAGAGUUCCUAUCUAAGGGGUACUCUGAGAUGUGUCAGGAAGUCACCACCCCUAGCCUUUAUGAUUAAAUAUCAUUUUGAAGAUUCAGUUAUGGUACUAUGUUUGCCACCUUGACUUAUCAAAAUGCCUCAGUAGUUUGCUUCCUUAGAAACAUUAGGAUGUGCACAAAUUCAUUUUUUAUACACUUAAAGACUUUUCUACUGUGUAUGGGAUUGCUCAGAAUGAAAGUAUCAGGCCUUUUUUGGUGAAUAAAUUCUCCUCAAAUGGUAUAGAUUCAAAAUAUAAAAAGAUGUAAUUACACAAUAUGACUAUAUAGCCUCUCUGUAUACUUCAACAAUAAAAAUGGAUUCCAUGUGU